Porites evermanni is the source of this 1979-nucleotide messenger RNA. NCBI's taxonomy places the organism in Eukaryota, Metazoa, Cnidaria, Anthozoa, Scleractinia, Poritidae. The record is from the annotation of a GenBank genome assembly.
UUACGGCUGGUUGGAGGAUCCGGAAGCUGGGAAGGAAGAGUUGAAGUUUAUUAUAAUAACAUCUGGGGAACUAUUUGUGAUGACUCCUGGGAUAUAUAUGACGCGCGAGUUGUUUGUCGUCAACUUGGGUUUUUUGGUGCGGUUAGUGCUCCAGGGUCUGCCCGAUUCGGCGCGGGAAGUGGUCAAAUUUGGCUGGAUGAUGUUGCAUGUUCGGGAAGUGAAAGUUCUAUACUCUAUUGUGGGCACAAUGGAUGGGGCUCUCACAACUGCGGCCACAGUGAAGAUGCAUCGGUGAUAUGUUUAGGUAUGUGACAAUAAAUUUUUCAGAGCGUCCCAAUGUGAAUGCUUUAAAAACAGGUUAAGAAAAUUUGCUGUGAUUUUCUUCUCGUAUUUGCUACCGCUAACUAUUUGCUAACUUAAAGUCGGGAAACGUUAAAAGAAUAUACAACUUCUCUAUACCAACAGCACCAACAACUUCUGUUCCAUGGACAACGUUGUCGCCCUGGACGUCGCCUUCUGCUCAAGCAUCUUGUAACUUUGACUAUGGAUUGUGUUAUGGAUGGAGUCAGUCUCGCUCUGACAUAUUUGACUGGACACUGCGAAACGGAAGUACUCCAUCUUUUGAUACGGGGCCUUCAUCAGAUCACACCACUGGAAAUGGUACAUACACUAACACUGUAAAUGAUUCCACAAUAUCUGCAAGUUAUCAGUCCAUCAGACCCAGUUCCACAGUUGUUCAAAAGCUGGGAAACGCUAUCAAUUGGAUAAAUCUCUAUCAAAUCGUUAACGCAAUCAGUUUCCCCAAAUCUUAUCCGCUGGAUAGAGAUUUGUCCGGGGGAUAGUGCUAAGCAACGUUUGAACAACCGGGGCCUCCUUAUAUUGUUGUUGUUGUUUUUUUUUCCAUGAACCGUCAAAAAUGCGGAUUAACAUUAACAGUCAAAAAAGUUUCUAAGUGUUCCAAAAUCUCGUGCUGUUUCAGCUAUUCUCCACAGACUUCUGACUCCUGAGGAAUCUCUUAAUUACAAGACCCAUCUGAAAAUAUUUUGAUACUUUAUAACUGAAAGGCCAAGACAACCUCCAAAGUAUGACAGUUAAUUUUAAUUUAUACAGAAGUAAAUAUUACCUUUAGCUGUUGGAUUUAAUCGUCCACUUAAUAACCCUCAACCGUCAAAAGCUCUAAAACGUAACCGUUAAACUGUCAAACUUGAAAAAAAUAACCGUAAACCGUCAAAGCUACCACCCCAUUAAGACCCUUGUAAAUGAGACCCUACUAUGCUGGCAUAUUGAUAAAUCUGGGCAGAAAGUUACUCCAAGAUGUAAACCAAUGUCGUUAUGAACAUCACUAUAAUUAUUUGUCAAUCGUAUUAAUUUGUUUUGCUCUUUAUGCAGUAUAUUCUAGGCAUUAAAGAACUAUUACAAAUAACUGUUUUGAAACUGACAGCAUUUUCAUGCCCAGUUUGCUCAUUAAUGUAUACAACAAUAACACUGAGAAUUACAGUAUUUAAAUGAUGUUUAUGAACCGAGUCCUUGAAAAACCCCGUUCUCUCAGAAGUUUCUUUUUUUCUUUUUUAAUAUGUUUUUGUCGUAAACGCGGUGUUGGUGGCAGCGAAAUAAGAAGGUGUUUAGGUAUUCCUAGUUUUUGUUUUGUCCGGGGAGAGAGAGUGAUUGUUUAGCAUGAAGGCCUACAGAUGUAAGUGACAAUAAUUUUAUCAACUUUGUACCUUACUUCGAUUGGUGUGGAUGGGAGAAGCUUAAAAGGGAGGGAAUUGCUUAAUAGAUAAUUUACAUUUUCAUAUUUUCACCAUUACCAAUAUCAGUAUCAUUAUUAUCAUUAUAAUGUUCUUGCAGGUUUCUACAUGUAUAUAGAGACGUCGAUACCUAGGCAGCAAGGUGACAACGCAAAACUUCAAGUGUCAGUUUCUGGAAAUGGCGCGGCAGCUUGUCUCGUUUUUUAUUAUCACAUGUAUGGUGAUACCAUA